AUGCUGAUAAAGAGAGCCUAUGGACGUUUCUUAUACCUUGAGGGACACGAGUAUCGAAUGUACAAUACAUAUGACGUACAUUUCUAUGCAAGUCAUGCAUUGAUUAAUUUGUGGCCGAAUUUGCAGGUUAGUCUGCAGUAUGAUUUUAAAGAUAGCAUAACUCAAAAAAAUUCAGAAAUCAGGAAGCAUCUUUACGAUGGCAAAACUUGCGAAAGGAAGAUCGAAAAUACUGUUCCUCAUGAUCUUGGAGAUCCAGCUGAAAACCCAUGGCUACAGAUGAACGCUUAUCCCAUACAUGAUGUGUCUGAAUGGCGCGACUUGAACACAAAAUUUAUUCUCCAAGUGUAUCGUGAUUUUAGUAUAAUUCGAGAUUUCGAACAAAUAAAUUCUGAUAAUACAAGCAAAUUCAGCAGCAUCGAAUUCAUUGAUAAGGAGAGUUUAUCAGACAUGAUCAUGGGCAGCGGGAAUCAAAGAAUUGUUGACAAAAGUAAAAAAUCUGCUUCAAUGUACAUCAAUGAAACUAAUGGAAAAGUUUAUCUAAUGAGUUCAAUAAAAUAUCUUAAAGACAUGUAUCCAAUUUGUAAAGUUGUGAUGGAAAAAACUUUAAAAUUUGACUUGGAUGGUGAUGGUUUAAUUGAAAAUAGUAGUUCACCUGAUCAAACUUACGACACUUGGGUUAUGAGUGGACCAAGCAUUUAUUGUGGUGGACUUUUUCUUGCAAGUCUUCAUGUUAUGUCUGUAAUGGCGAACAUAUUGGAUCAUCCAGACGACUGUAUAAAGUACAGUGAUAUUUUAGACAAAGGAAGGAAAGCCCUUGAAGAUAAAUUAUGGAAUGGAAAAUAUUACUCUUUUGACACAAGUGGAACAAAUAUUAUAAUGUCUGAUCAGUUGUGCAGCCAUUGGUAUCUUCGUUCGUGUGGAUUUGAUUACGAAAUAUUCCCAAAAGCGAAGGUACAACGAGCAUUACGAAGCAUUUUUGAAAACAAUACUGCUGGUGGACUUUACAAUUCGAUGACUGAAAAUAUUGGUCUUGCUUUUGAAACACCUGAAGCAGUUUACGAAAAAUCAUGUUACAGAAGCAUUGGUUAUAUGAGACCAUUGUCAAUUUGGUCAAUGCAAAGUGCUUAUGAAAGAAGUAAGAAGCUUAAUAAUUAA
Molecule: messenger RNA, 1155 nt
Organism: Clunio marinus
Lineage: Eukaryota; Metazoa; Arthropoda; Insecta; Diptera; Chironomidae
Source: the annotation of a GenBank genome assembly